This is a messenger RNA of Malurus melanocephalus (red-backed fairy wren), 1909 nucleotides long. RefSeq names its product lipase member M-like. Gene Ontology annotation, molecular function: hydrolase activity, acting on ester bonds. The transcript has 10 exons. Lineage: Eukaryota; Metazoa; Chordata; Aves; Passeriformes; Maluridae. Bases 96 to 1301 code for a protein of 401 amino acids. The record is from RefSeq and is a predicted model, not a curated record.
CCGGAGAGGCACGGAGUGSAGCGGCAAUUUCGGGAGAGAAGGAGCUCUGAAGGACCAGGAAAGGCUCCUCAGCUUCCUGCGAAGCCCUGAGGGAGAUGGAGGUGCCGCGGGCGGCCGGGAUGUGGCUGCUGCUGGGAGCGCUGUGCCUGGCCCCGGGGCUGCGAGGAGGCGGAGCCGGGGUUGAAGCUUUCCGCAACCCCGAGACGUUCAUGAACAUCAGCCAGAAGAUCACUUUCCACGGCUAUGCCAGCGAGUUGUACGAGGUGAUGACGGAGGACGGGUACUUCCUGACCGUCAACCGCAUUCCCCGCGGCAGGAGGGACCGUAGGCAGUCAGGAUCCGGGACCCCCGUGCUGAUAGUGCAUGGGUUUUGUCAGGAUGGUGGUGACUGGGUGGACAAUUUCCCUGACAACAGCCUGGCCUUCAUCCUGGCGGAUGCCGGAUACGACGUCUGGCUCGGGAACAACCGGGGCAACAGCUGGUCCCGCCGGCACCAAAACCUGUCUGUUGACUCUGUGGAGUUCUGGGAUUUCAGCUUCCACGAGAUGGCCAUGUACGACCUCCCGGCCAUGGUGGGCUUCAUCCUGAUGCAAACUGAGCAGGAGAAGCUGUUCUAUGUUGGGCAUGCGCAGGGCAACACCCUGGGUUUCAUAGCAUUUUCCAGCUUGCCUCACCUGGCCAAGAAAAUCAAACUCUUCUUUGCCCUGGCUCCGGUGUCCACUCUCCGCUAUGCCCGGGGCCCCGUGUUACGGACUGCCUUUCUACCCGAAAGUGUUCUCAAGGAAAAGUAUGGAAGCAGAGAGCUGGUUCUGGUGAAGAGGAAGGAUAGAGAUGCCCUGGUUGUGAAGUGCAGCAGGCGCGUGCCAGCGGAACGGUGUGCCAUAGAGCUCUUUCUUGCCGGAGGAUUUGACAGGGAGAACUUGAAUGUGAGCCGCCUGGAUGUGUAUCUAUCUCAUUUUCCAGACUAYACGUCAGUAAAAAACCUUCUGCACUGGGGACAGACUGCUAAAACGGGCCACUUCAGGCAGUUUGACUAUGGGCCGAGGAACCAGGAGAAGUACAACCAGCCCACCCCACCCUUUUACAAGAUCGAAGACAUGAAGGUGCCCGUGGCCCUGUGGAGUGGGGGGAGAGACUGGGUGAGUCCCCCUGAGGAGGUCCAUCGUCUGGUGCCUCGCUUUUCCCGACUUGUCCACAAAGAACACUUCCCUGAGUGGAACCACUUCGACUACCACUGGGGCUUGAAUGCCCCUCAGCGGCUGUACAUGCAGAUGGUGACCCUGAUGAAGGAAAACCCAUGAACCCAUCCCCAAAUCCAUCCCUUAAUCCAUUUAUGAAUCUAUCCAUGAAUCCAUUCCUGAAUCCAUCCACAAAUCCAUACACGAGUCUAUGCAUGAAUCUCUCCAUGAAUYCAUCCCCAAAUCCAUCYCUGAAUCCAUCCCCGAAUCCAUCCACGAAUCCGUCCAUGAAUCUAUUCAAGAAUCUAUCCAUGAAUCUAUCCAUGAUUCCAUCCCUGAAUCCAUCCAUGAAUCCAUCCACGAAUCUAUUCAGGAAUCUAUCCAUGAAUCUGUCCAUGAAUCCAUCGCCAAAUCCAUCCAUGAAUCCAUCCCCAAAUCCAUCCAUGAAUCCAUCCCUGAAUCCAUCCCUGAAUCCAUCCAUGAAUUUAUCCAUGAAUCCAUCCCUGAGUCCAUGUGGGAAGCCAGCAGGAGGCUGCCUGCAGCCUCUGCAGCUGUGAUCUCGGGUACUGUAGAUAAGCAAAUUUGAGAAACAGAGCUUUGGAAUGUGAACUGUGUGUUGACAUUUUACAACAAGAAGCAGACAUUGUGACCAGUUAGGAGAAGGAAAUAGAGCUCGUGUUAUUCAUGUAAUGUGGAGAAAAUUAUAGAAGAUUUUGCUUUGAAAUAAUAAA